AUGGUUCACACUCUGCGGCCGAGCGACGCCGAGAGUGACGCUCGAUCAGCUGAUUCCCACGCCGAUCAGCUGAUUGCGACGCGUGUAAACAAAAACAAAAACAAGGAAGGCGAGGACGUAAACAAACGGGAGUUGUUUCAGAGAAAUCUUGCAUUAGUAUUAAACAAAAUGGGUGACAAGGACCUGCCUUUGCUAUCAAAUAUAAAGGACAUAAGGGCACGACACUAUCUCUUACAUCUGAAGACAAGUGUAUUUAGUCAGAUAAUUGAAGGCAUUGUGUUUAUCUUCUUAGAGCCUGCAACAUUGUGUGAGAAAAAUGGUAAUUGCUGCGUGCGUGAGUGUUUCUGUUCAGACAAAAAGAAGGUUGUCAGUGAAGCUGCCUUAAAUUUACAAGGUAAAGAAAUUUUUGAUGACAGUAACAGCAACACAACAUUUGCAAGGACUUCUAGUGGUUUUAAUGAAGCAGACAAAGCUAGCACAACUAAAAGUUUUUAUGAAGGUUCUAACAAUACUGAGAGAAAUCUAUAUGAAAAGGAUACUCUGGCUGAUUCAGGGAAUUCAGGUAUUCUUUGUGGCCAAAGUAACCUAGAAAAGGCAUGUGCAUUAAGUCAAAGUGCAUGUGGAGUAGAGAAUGUACAUGAAGGCCAGAACAUAUUAGGGCAAGCAGAGAAAGGAGAUUCAGAAGAUUUAUUGGUAAAUCAUGAAGUUGGUACUCAAUCAGAAACACAAAAUGAUUUUAAGGUUGUGCUAGAUUGUUGUGAUAUUAAGGUAAAAUCUGUAAGUGAAGUAAUUUGCAAUAAAACUGAAGUUUCACAGUACUUACAUCCAGCAUUCAUUAGAAAAUGCAGUUUUGCCCUAAAUAUUUGGUCAGGCAAAGAGCAAGUACCCCUUCAGUACACUGUGGAACCAUGGUCUAUUAAUAUAUGGAAAAGAAAUGUACAGAAAGUUGCUGAUUUUCCCAGAGUUAUAUGCAUCAAAUAUGAAACAUCGCCACAAGGACAGUCACUGCUUUGGAGGAAUGACCAAGAUGGCAAUCCAUGUGUGUUUACUCCAGCUGCCACCAUCAAUAACCGUUCAUUACUCCCAUGUCAAGAUCCUCCGUCAGCCAUGGCUACCUGGCAAGCUUGGUUCACAGUGCCAAAAGGGUAUUAUCUAUCAAUGACAGGGGAUGAAAGACCAGUGAAAUUUAUUGGCUGUAUUGAGGAUUACAAAGACUGUUGGCUCAUGAAUCACUCCGAUUUUAAAAAUUGUGAUACACAAGAACCAUGCCAGGGAUCUACAAUUAGCAGACAAGACAUGGCAAAAGAAAUUAUACCUUCAGUUUGUUUUUAUUAUCAUACAACAAUGGUCUUGCCUAUUGCAACUAUAGCUAUUGCCAUUGGCAAAUGGGCAGUAGAUAUUCUCCCAGUGGUAAAACCUGUGAAUAAGCCAUGUGGGUCAUCCAUGAAUAAUAAAAUGACCAAAGAAACUCAUCCAUGUAAGCACUAUGAAUACCCUUGUCACAUCCAGUCCAAAUACUGGGGUAGUGAAACUGCUCUAUCUGUGGUUUAUCCUCCAUCUUCAUCUGAAGCAAUAAAGUCAGUUGCAUCAUUUCUACCUUUUGCCCUGCAAGCAUCUUGUGACCUUCUAGGCAGAUACCCAUGUCCCAGGCUAGAAGUUGUUCUGGUGCCAAAGUGUUUUGCAAGCUUGGGUUUAGCUUCUCCAAACUUAAUCUUCUUGUCACCAUCAAUGGUCUUGGAUGAUCCUGCCGCCUAUAUUCGUCUCGCACAUGAAAUAAGCCAUGCAUGGUUUGGGAUCAAUAUUGGUGCACAAGACUGGACAGAAGAAUGGAUUAGUGAAGGUUUUGCUACCUAUAUGGAAGACUCUAUCUAUGCACAAGCUACUUUGAUAGAGGAUGCUGUAUACAAGACAAAACAGCAAAGCAUCCCUGAAACUACUAGCAAAGAUAACCCAGUAGAAAUUUGGCAAGAUGAAGGUGUUGAUGGGAAAAAUGGAUUUUGUGAUGGGAGUGAUGUUAGUUGUGAUGCAGUUAAAGAUAAAGUUGUGACCUGCAGUUCAGUUACAUUGCUAUCGUCAUUGGAGCAUAAAGCAAUGAAAAUGAAAUACCUUGAGGAACUUUCAGAUCUUAGGGCACAUAUACGAUACAGAACUCUGACAAGUGAACUUGAAAAUUCAAGUGUAGAUUUGCAGAAGCUGAGACCUAUGCAGGGUGAGGCUUUAGUAGAUGAUAGUGGCAUUGGUUAUGUCAAAGAUGGAAGAAAUCCAGAAAAAACAUUUUUACAAGUGCAUUAUCUGAAGGGAUAUUUCCUACUGAAGUACAUGAGCAAAAUAAUAGGACGGAAAACUUUUGAUUCAAUGAUAAAAGAUUAUGUAACAUUUUAUCAUGGACAGUUGGUAUUAUCAGAACAGAUAAUAGACUUUUUCAUUAGUGCUUACCCGGAGGCUGCAGAAAAAGGGAUGACCCGCAUUGGUCUGUAUGAAGAUUGGCUCAAUCAUCCUGGACUCAAUCCUUAUAUUACUGAAAAAUAUGGUAAUAUAUCUAAUCACUUAGUGUCUGCAGUGAAGUCACAUUUUAAUUAUUGGCUUCAUGUUGACAAAAGUAGUAGACAAAAUCCAAGGGUUAAAAAGAUGAAGAUCAAUCUUGAAAAGUUCUCUUUUCCAGACCAGAUUGUCUUGCUCUUAGAAUAUAUUUUAGAACUGAAAAGUUUUUCUUGCAAGGCCUUACUACAGAUAUAUGAGCACUAUGACAUUGUAGCUCAGAAUGCUGAUGUUCGCCAUAGAUGGUGUGAAUUGGUAAUAUUAAAUAAUUUUCCCGACUUGCAUGAUGUGAGAAGAUUUUUAAUUGAGGACCAGGCAAUGGGAGUGUACCUGUAUGGAGAAUUGGUCAUAUCAGGGAAGAAGAAGCACAGAAAGCUAGCAGAAGAGGUAUAUGAAGAAGUCAAGGAAGACAUGGAUGAGAACGCUAGAGUAACCGUUUCUUCAAUGCUGUUUGGAGAGUGAAUUAAGUAUUUACAUGCUGCUUUUUUGUCCAUUUUUCCCUUCUUUUCACAUUUUUUUGGUAUUUGUCCUCCUUUCUUCCAUUGAUAUGUUUUCUCAUUUUCCCUUUAGGAUCUCACAGUAUAUUGUCUCUAAGGAUGUAUUACCUAUAUGGAUAUAUAUUUUCUAUUAUAAGUUAUAUAUGCCUAAAAGUCUUUUCAAAUAUUAUUAGUUCACAGAUAUAAUGCAUUUAAUGUUUUAAUUUGAAAAUUUACAUUCAGGAUUAUACUGGAAUACUGCCAUUAUCUCAGGAACUUGUAUGAGGAUAUAUUUUUCUAAAUAGAUAUGAAAUACAAUUAGUGUGUGGUUUUUAUUAUUUCAUCCAAGGCAAAAAACACUAAAUAUAUUGUAAAUUUAGAAAUUAUGAAAAACAAC
This is a messenger RNA of Penaeus indicus, 3411 nucleotides long. Its product is annotated as aminopeptidase O-like. Gene Ontology annotation, molecular function: metalloaminopeptidase activity; zinc ion binding. Gene Ontology annotation, cellular component: nucleolus. The record is from RefSeq and is a predicted model, not a curated record. Lineage: Eukaryota; Metazoa; Arthropoda; Malacostraca; Decapoda; Penaeidae. Bases 1 to 3000 code for a protein of 999 amino acids. The transcript has 3 exons.